Messenger RNA from Salvia miltiorrhiza (redroot sage), 1845 nucleotides. Its product is annotated as beta-amyrin 28-monooxygenase-like. Gene Ontology annotation, molecular function: iron ion binding; monooxygenase activity; oxidoreductase activity, acting on paired donors, with incorporation or reduction of molecular oxygen. The transcript is spliced from 3 exons. The record is from RefSeq and is a predicted model, not a curated record. Lineage: Eukaryota; Viridiplantae; Streptophyta; Magnoliopsida; Lamiales; Lamiaceae. Gene Ontology annotation, biological process: sterol metabolic process. Bases 314 to 1747 code for a protein of 477 amino acids.
UUGGCAAGGUCAACAUUUCCCACUACGAUUGGUAAUGCUGUUUAUCUUCAACUCCAAAUUAAUCAUGGCAAGGUUCAAAAAUCUCUUGAUUAAGAGCAUCUCACUAUAUCUUCACAAAACAUAUCCCCUCCCAUUUCUCUGCAAUCCAAAAUUUCAAAUUUAAUAAGUGGUGGGGGCUGCCCACUACCGACAGAAACUCGUGGAUAAACCUGUUGCACAUGAAAAUAGAUAAGGAAAAGUCAAUAAAUAAGCAUUAGUUGUUGGUAGCAAGCUUUUAUUGCUGCAGGGGCAAUUCAAACACAGCUGAUCAGCUAUGGCUGCAGUUUUGAUUGUUGCAGCUGUUUUGAUAAUCUUGGUCAUAAUUUUCGAGCUCUUCACGAGGAGUUCAAGAAACGGGGCCUUGAAUUUGCCUCCAGGCAGCUAUGGCUGGCCGGUUCUUGGGGAAACGGCGGAGUUCCUCCGUGCUGGACUGGAUGGAAAGCCGGAGAAAUUUGUUAGAGAGAGAAUGGAGAAAUACAAUUCUCAAGUUUUCAAGACUUGGAUCAUGGGGGAGCCCAUGGCCGUUUUGUGUGGAGCUGCAGGUAACAAAUUCUUGUUCAGCAACGAAAACAAGCUGGUGACAGUGUGGUGGCCGAGCUCCGUGAGGAAGCUGCUGGGGCCGUGCCUGGCCACGAGCGGGGGAGAGGAGGGGCGACAGAUGAGGAUGAUGGUGUCGUAUUUCGUGAGCCCCGAUGCUUUCACAAGGCUAUAUAUCAAGACAAUGGAUAUGGUCUCACAGCAGCAUAUCAAGACUCACUGGCAAGGUAAAGAAGAGGUCAAAGUGUUCCCGACGAUCAAGCAGUACACGUUUGAGCUUGCAUGUAGGCUGUUUAUGAGCCUUGAAGAUGGGGAGCAGAUUGGGAAGCUUGCUAUCUUGUUUAAUAUAUUCUUGAAAGGGAUAAUCUCAAUCCCUAUCAAUUUGCCUGGUGCAAGAUUCUACAGAGCAAAGAAAGCUACAUAUGCUAUAAAGAAUGAACUGCACAAGCUGGUGAGAGAGAGAAGAGGUGCUUUGGAGCAGAAAACAGCUCUGCCCUGCCAAGAUCUUCUCUCCCAUCUGCUAGUAACCCCUGAUGAGAAUGCCAGGUUCAUGGCCGAACCAGUGAUCGUGAACAACAUACUGAUGCUGCUCUUCGCUGGCCACGACACGUCCAGCGUGGCAAUCACGAUGCUGCUCAAGAGCCUCGCAGAACGCCCCGAUGUUUACGAGAAGGUGUUGAGAGAGCAGAGGGAGAUAGCAACGGAAGGUGCAGGGGAGUUUCUGCAGUGGGAGGAUAUACAGAAGAUGAAGUACUCGUGGAGCGUCGUGUGCGAGGCCAUGAGGCUGUCACCGCCAGUCAUUGGUGCUUUCAGGGAGGCGUUAACGGACAUAAGCUACGCCGGCUACCACAUCCCCAAGGGCUGGAAGUUGUACUGGAGCUCGUCCAACACACACAGGGACCCGAGCUUGUUCACGAGCUACACCGAGUUUGAUCCAUCGAGAUUUGAAGAGUCGUCGUCGGGGCCGGCCCCGUAUUCGUAUGUGCCGUUUGGAGGGGGGCCGAGGAUGUGCCUGGGAAAGGAGUUUGCAAGGCUGGAGAUACUCAUAUUUUUACACAAUUUGAUAAAAAGAUAUAGGUGGAAGUUGGUGAAUCCUCAAGAGAAAAUUGCAUAUGAUCCAAUGCCCACACCUGUGGAAGGACUUCCCAUUCUUCUCCAACCACAUAUCUAGUUUCGUUAACCAUAUUAUAAUAUUUUAUUUCAUAAUGUAGUAGAUGAUGAUAUCUUAUAUUAGAGUAAGCUAUUAUUAUUAUUAUUAUUAUUAUUAUU